AUGGAUUUUGAUACAGUCCACAGGCACAAUCUUGGCCAGUAUUCUAACCCUUACAAUGAAAAUCCAUACACACACCAAUUAGAUGAUCAUAAGGGUUUUUCUGCUUUAUCUCAUCAAGUUCAACUUCACAAUCUUGAUCAUCAUGAUAACCCCUUGAUUGACAGCUCAUCAUGGAUCGACAAUAACUCGACUUUUCACUACUCGUCUUUUUGCGACCCUUUUGAUCCAUUUCAAGCGUGUUUUAACGUCAAUGAAGAUCGCUCGAGAGGUCCUCUUGUAAUGAUGGAUCCGUAUCAAAUGGAAGAGCGUUUGGAUUAUUCGGAAAAAAUUAUUAGCUACUCAAAUAGUCGAUUUUUGGACAAGGGUUUGAUUGUGGAUGAAGAUGAUCAUGAGAAUCGGAACACGAAAGAUAACAAGCAAAAGGGGAAGAGGAAAAGAGUUAUCGAUAAAAAGUCCGAAAUCAUUAAAGGCCAAUGGACUCCAGAAGAAGAUGGGUUGCUGGUGGAGUUGGUGGAGAAAAAUGGAAUAAGAAAGUGGUCUUCAAUUGCUCAAAUGCUUCCUGGGAGGAUUGGGAAGCAAUGUAGGGAAAGAUGGCACAACCAUUUAAAGCCUAACAUUAAGAAAGACCGAUGGUCAGAGGAAGAAGACAAGAUCCUGAUCGAGGCCCACCGCCAGCUGGGCAACAGGUGGGCCGAGAUUGCCCGAAGCUUGCCUGGAAGGAGCGAGAACACCAUCAAAAACCAUUGGAACGCUACAAAGAGAAGGCAGCUCUCGGCCCGCAAAAACAACGCGUCCAAUAAUAGUACGAAGCCCAAUAGCAGCAGCCCAUUACAGAACUACAUCAAGAGCUUGAUAAGCUCUUCACAGAAAGGGGGCGAGGGCAAUACGGACAAUUCAUCGUCUGGAUCAGCCUCAUUAUCUCCGUUAAAAAUGAAAUUAAAGAAGGAAAAUAAUGGUGUUGAUGAGAAGGUUAAUGUUGUUGUUAAUGGCGCUGAAGGUGAAGAUGAGGAGAAUUUGAAUAUGAUGAGUAAUUGCGGAUUGGUGGAGGCUCAGAUGCAUAUGCAGUUCGAUUUGCAGAAGGAGAUGGAUUUUAUGGAGAUGCUCUCAUGUGGAUAUAUUUGA
Molecule: messenger RNA, 1122 nt
Organism: Striga asiatica
Lineage: Eukaryota; Viridiplantae; Streptophyta; Magnoliopsida; Lamiales; Orobanchaceae
Source: the annotation of a GenBank genome assembly